CCACAUGCUUUUUGUAAAUGCAAAAAAAGAGACAAAAACAUUACAUGAUGUAGGAUCUGUAUCUCCCAACCCACGAUCUGCUUCCCUUCUCAAUCAUCGUUCCUCAAACCUGCGAUCUGUAUCUUGUUCCUUUUCCCUUUUUCACUUUCGGGUUUGGAUCUCUCAAGACAUGUUCCUCUUUGACUGGUUCUAUGGCAUUCUAGCCUCCCUCGGCCUUUGGCAAAAAGAAGCCAAGAUUCUCUUCCUGGGUCUCGAUAAUGCCGGCAAGACCACCCUCCUUCACAUGCUCAAAGACGAGAGAUUAGUUCAGCAUCAACCUACCCAACACCCCACUUCCGAGGAAUUGAGCAUUGGCAAGAUCAAGUUCAAGGCUUUUGAUUUGGGUGGCCACCAAGUUGCUCGCAGAGUCUGGAAAGACUACUAUGCAAAGGUGGAUGCUGUUGUUUAUCUGGUAGACGCCUACGACAAGGAGAGGUUUGCAGAAUCAAAGAAGGAGCUUGACGCGUUGCUUUCAGACGAAGCCUUGGCAAAUGUUCCGUUUCUAGUGCUAGGAAACAAGAUCGACAUCCCAUACGCAGCUUCGGAAGAGGAGCUACGAUAUCAUCUCGGCCUGACAAAUUUCACCACGGGCAAAGGCAAGAUCAAUCUCACGGAUUCCAACCUUCGACCUCUCGAAGUGUUCAUGUGCAGCAUUGUCCGCAAGAUGGGAUACGGCGACGGCUUCAAGUGGGUCUCCCAAUACAUCAAGUAGAAUUCCAGCAUCAUUUUUUUGUUUGUUACCCCUUUUCCUUUGUCCAAGUAGCACAUCUUCAGAAUAGUUUUUGUCACUGUUUUUUGCUUUUGAUGAAUUUGAUUGUAUUAUUUGGUACAAGUGCAGUAAUAUUACAUGAUAAUUAAGAUUUGUAUCUUCAAAGAUUCUUUUGGUGAAAUGUCCCUUGUUCUUUGAAAUGCUGGAUUGUGUUGUAGGGUGAUUAUGACUGGGCAGAGACUAAUAAAUUUGGAAGAAUCUCAAUCCACUUUGGUUCC
Molecule: messenger RNA, 1026 nt
Organism: Arachis duranensis
Lineage: Eukaryota; Viridiplantae; Streptophyta; Magnoliopsida; Fabales; Fabaceae
Product: GTP-binding protein SAR1A
Exons: 3
Coding region: 5-751 (248 amino acids)
Biological process (GO): endoplasmic reticulum to Golgi vesicle-mediated transport; vesicle organization; intracellular protein transport
Cellular component (GO): endoplasmic reticulum exit site; COPII vesicle coat
Molecular function (GO): GTPase activity; GTP binding
Source: RefSeq, a predicted model, not a curated record